AUGACAGAGGUAAAGACAGCUGGGCUCAUCUUCAUCUGCUUUUCACUGCUUUAUGGUUCUGUUGCAGCACUGAACUGCACCAGCCCAACUCCUGAAUCCCUCUUUGAUGCCCUCGAGAAGGAAUUAUUUCCGAAAAAACUACUGAGACCUGUGAAAGGGUUUUCAGACACACUUAAUAUAUCCAUUCAUAUCACUGUGGUGGGAAUUUUAGGAGUGGAUGAAAAAGCCCAAUCCUUGACAACAUUCAUAUGGCAAAUCCUGGAGUGGGAUAUAGAGGGACUGAGCUGGGAUGAGAAGGAAUGUGGAACUACAAGAGUCUCUGUCCCUCGAGAAAAGCUUUGGGUCCCAGACGUCCACAUCUCCGAGUUCAUGGACGAGGACAAAUCGCCCAAAACUCCCUAUGUCUACUUAUACAACACAGGUCGUGUGUUUGAUGAUAAACCAGUCAGAGUGGUCAGCUCCUGUCGAUUAGAAAUCUACACUUUCCCCUUCGAUAUCCAAAACUGCUCCCUGACCUUUGGACCACAUCUUCACAGAGCUGAAGACAUAAGGAUGUUUCAUGGCAGCACAGCUGAACUAAUUCUGGCAGAGUCCAGAGAAGUGUUGAUGACCAAAGGGGAGUGGGAGCUUGCAGAUAUCGAAUCAGCUCAGAAUUCCCUGGAGAUAACUGAAGGAAGCUACUCUGAGAUCAAAUUCUUUAUCAUUCUGAGACGUAGGCCAGUCCUCUAUGUGGUGAACCUCCUGAUCCCCAGCUGCUUCCUUAUCACACUGGACCUCUUCAGCUUCCUGCUGCCUCCCCAGUGUGUGGACCGAUCCGCCUUCAAGAUGACCCUCAUCCUGGGCUACACUGUCUUCUUGCUCCUCAUGAAUGAACUGCUGCCUGUCACUGGAAACACAACACCUCUCAUAAAUGUUUUAUUCUCAGUUAGUCUCGCUCUGAUGGUGGCCAGCCUGUUGGAGACAGUGUUUAUCACUAAUAUCCAGUUCAGCUCCAGCCAGUAUAGUGCGGUUCCUCACUGGCUCAGCGUCCUUGUGUUACGAUAUCUAGCUGUUGUCGUUUUUCUCCCUCCAAAACAGAAGAGCAACCGCAUCACAGUGUCCCUUCGCCCACCUGCAAGAGAGCCAGCAAUUAAUCCUGGCAUCAUCUCUUCAAGAGAUCUUCAGAUCAUCUCUGGUGAUACACCACCAGAGAAAACCCCUCCAGAGCCAGACCAAGCCCUGGAUGAGCUGAGGAAGCUGAGCAGAGAUCUCACGGCCAUCCGCCUCGAGAUGGACAAACACUUCCAGGGAAGCAAAACCACACAGGAGUGGCAAAUGGUCGGGAUAGUCAUUGACCGCCUGCUGUUCGGCUUGUACAUUAUCUUCAUCUCAGUCAGCUUCAUCACAAUCGUAUCUAUCUGGAUCUGGAAUAACUCUUUUUUAGAUUGACUUGGCAAGCAUUAUUAUUAAUCACAAAUUAAUGAUAUCAUGUUGUUGUCACAUCUUAAUAGUUCUUGGUCAGGCUAACAGGCAAUACUUUUUGUCUUUGCUCUCAUCAUGCAUAAUUAGGGAAUGAGGACUGAGGAUUUGAAUCCCUCCCCCAUAAUUUACAUUGGUUGAUUGCUUUGUUCUGCGACAAGUGGUGACCAGGCCUUGAGGUCUUACAAGACACUGGACAGCAAAAGGGAUGGCCACAAAUCGUAAUCUAUAGUUCACAGUAGAAAGAAAAAAAGAAAAAGCAGUGUAACAUCCUAUCAAAUUACAUAAAAAGCUAUAACUGUUCUAUUCUUAACUACACUACAUCAGCUAAUGUAGUUGUAUUAUUAUAAUGCAGAACUAUUGUUAUUAUCUAUAAUAGUAGC
Molecule: messenger RNA, 1841 nt
Organism: Toxotes jaculatrix (banded archerfish)
Lineage: Eukaryota; Metazoa; Chordata; Actinopteri; Toxotidae
Product: 5-hydroxytryptamine receptor 3A-like
Exons: 9
Coding region: 1-1428 (475 amino acids)
Biological process (GO): nervous system process; regulation of membrane potential; chemical synaptic transmission
Cellular component (GO): synapse; neuron projection; membrane
Molecular function (GO): transmembrane signaling receptor activity; extracellular ligand-gated monoatomic ion channel activity; neurotransmitter receptor activity
Source: RefSeq, a predicted model, not a curated record